Amphimedon queenslandica is the source of this 1030-nucleotide messenger RNA. Its product is annotated as growth factor receptor-bound protein 2-like. The transcript has 5 exons. Lineage: Eukaryota; Metazoa; Porifera; Demospongiae; Haplosclerida; Niphatidae. The record is from RefSeq and is a predicted model, not a curated record. Gene Ontology annotation, molecular function: protein binding. The coding region runs from base 149 to 781 and encodes 210 amino acids.
AGCUCUCACGUGACCUUUACCUCUACUAGUAAAUUCGCUUACUUAGUUAGUGGAGAACCUGUUCCUUUGAAUAAAUCUCGUACUGUGUCUGUUUGUGUGCAUUAACUCUUAGUAGUCGAACGUUCGGUGAAGGCCAGAGGGAGAGGGGAUGGAAGCUGUUGGAAUGUACGAUUUUCAAGCAACCAGUGAAGACGAACUAUCAUUUGGUAAAGGCCAGAUCGUGAAAAUAUUAAGUACUGAUGAAGACCCCAAUUGGUACAAAGCCGAGAAGGACGGCAGAGAAGGGCUGAUACCAAAGAAUUAUGUUCAGUUAAAUACUGUCGACUGGUAUCAAGGGAAAAUGUCAAGAGCUAAAGCAGAGGACUUGUUAAAAAAUCAAAAGUUUGACGGAGCGUUUCUAGUUCGUGAUAGUGAAAGUUCCCCUGGAGAUUUCUCUUUAUCUGUCAAGUUUCAAGAUUCAGUUCAACACUUUAAGGUUCUCAGAGACGGAGCUGGCAAGUACUUCCUGUGGCUUGUCAAGUUCAGUUCGCUAAACGAGAUGAUCAAGUAUCACAAGACGUCCUCUGUCAGUCGUGGACAGAAAAUCUUCCUAAGAGAACCAGAAACCGUAAUUGCAAAGUUUGAUUUCCAACCACAAGAGCAAGGAGAGCUUGGCCUGACAAAAGGCGAUGAGGUAGUAGUCCUUGAUAAAUCUGAUGCCAACUGGUGGAAAGGUCGGAACAAGAGAACCAACGAAGAAGGAUUAUUCCCUGUCCCCUAUGUUGCUGUAAAGGACUCUUGAGGAAACUUAUCUAGUCAACAAUAAUUAUCUUUAAUUUAUCAUUAUUAUUAUUAUUAUUAUUAUUAUUAUUAUUAUUAUAAGAAUGCUUUCAUAGUUUUCAACUGUUGUCCUACUUCUUGUUGUUGUUGUCAUUAAUAAUUUUAUUUUGUUUCUUGUUGUUUUUUUGUUUGUUUGUAAUAAUGUGGAUUCAUGACUUAUUUUUCUUUAUACAAAAUUAUUUUUUCUGCUUAGUUCCUUCCCUCGACAAAA